Lactuca sativa (garden lettuce) is the source of this 948-nucleotide messenger RNA. RefSeq lists its product as uncharacterized. The record is from RefSeq and is a predicted model, not a curated record. Lineage: Eukaryota; Viridiplantae; Streptophyta; Magnoliopsida; Asterales; Asteraceae.
ACCCUGAGACAAAAAAUGGCUACCCCAUCUUCUUAUUCUUUCCCAAUGAGACUACCUCCACUGAUUUCUUCUUCUUCUUCUUCUUCUUCUUCUUCUUCUUUAGCAACCUCCAUGAAAUUCAAAACCCUGGUUCACAACUUCAUCUUCUCCCACCUAUGUCGGUUCACUCGUACCUACACUAAGGCUAAAUCCAUUGUCAUUAACCUCUUCAAAGAAACUCAUCUGAACAAUAUCAAAUUCUUGGAUCCCUUCAUCUUAAAAAGAAACAAAACCAAAAACAAAAACAAGGUUUAUUUUGGAUCAUUUAGGUUGCAUUACAACUGGUGUUCAUCUCAUGUAGUCCCAGUGACAUCACUCGAGAUGCAAGAUGCGUUUAACAACCAUGUUUAUUAUGAUUCCACAUGGCGCUCCUAUGUUGAUCAUGAGAUGGUGUUAGAGUCACAGCUUACAGGGUACCUCCAUUGGCUCGAAGAGAAGAACAAAGGUGAUGGUGGUUGUGAUCAGAUUAAUGAGAUCGAUCGUCUUGCUGAUAAAUUCAUAGCAAAUGGCCACGAGAAGUUUAUGUUGGAAAAGCAGGAAUCAUACAGGAGAUUUCAAGAAAUGAUGGCGAGAAGUGUGUGAAUUACUCAAAGGUUUGUGUUGGUCGCUUUAUAAUAGGUUCGUUUUGUUUUUGUUAUUACUUAUGAGUGUUUGGUGGCAUAACAAUCAAAGGAAUUUAUGGUUUUGGAAAAGUUGGUUUGAUUCAUGAUUGGAUUUUAGAGGGACUUGUUUGGGAAUUAUCAAUUACUUGUAUUUUGAAUGUUUAUAAGUUGGACAGAUUUGAUUGUAUAGUCAUUUUCCUUCAAAUUUCCGAUGUUGGCAACUUUUGGAAACUUUAUGAUGCAAUGUUAGAGAAAAAGAAACUGUCGGGAAACAAAUAAAAAAGUAUAAGAAAUGUUUUCUCUUUCA